Scheffersomyces stipitis CBS 6054 is the source of this 2592-nucleotide messenger RNA. It is a transcript of the gene NAM2, whose product is annotated as leucine--tRNA ligase. The transcript has a single exon. Gene Ontology annotation, cellular component: mitochondrion. Bases 1 to 2592 code for a protein of 863 amino acids. The record is from RefSeq and is a predicted model, not a curated record. NCBI's taxonomy places the organism in Eukaryota, Fungi, Ascomycota, Pichiomycetes, Serinales, Debaryomycetaceae. Gene Ontology annotation, molecular function: ATP binding; leucine-tRNA ligase activity; aminoacyl-tRNA deacylase activity. Gene Ontology annotation, biological process: mitochondrial translation; leucyl-tRNA aminoacylation.
AUGUUUCCAUAUCCAUCUGGUAUUCUUCAUUUGGGCCAUACAAGAGUGUACACUAUUAGUGAUGUAAUAGCUAGAUUCAAGAGGUUGAAAGGUUAUAAUGUGAUACAUCCAAUGGGAUGGGAUGCGUUUGGAUUACCCGCAGAAAAUGCUGCUGUGGAAAGAGGCGUGAAUCCUGCUGACUGGACAGAGAGAAAUAUCGACAAAAUGAAGGAACAGAUAGACUUCAUGCUAGCCGAUUUCGACUGGGACAGAGAGGUCACUACAUGUUCGCCAGAUUACUACAAGUGGACACAGAAGAUAUUCUUGUUACUUUUCGAAAACGGUCUAGCCUAUAGAAAAGAAGCCCAGAUCAACUGGGACCCCGUAGACCAGACAGUGUUAGCCAAUGAACAAGUAGAUUCAGAAGGUAAAUCUUGGAGAAGUGGAGCACUAGUCGAGAAAAGAAACUUGGAACAGUGGUUUAUAGGUAUAACCAAGUAUGCUUCUGAACUUAAUCGAGACUUGGAUUAUUUGAAGGGAUGGCCACAAAAGGUGAAGGCUAUGCAACGGCACUGGAUUGGAGAGUCACAUGGUGCUGAAAUCAUCUUUCCCACCAAUAACUCAUCUCAUCAAGAAUUAUCUGUUUUUACCUCUAGGCCAGAUACGUUGUUCAGUGUACAGUUUUUGGCAAUUUCCAUAAAUCAUCCUUUAGCCAAGAAAGCUGCAGAAUCAGAUACUGCUCUCGCUGCCUUUAUAAAAGAGUCAUCUUCAGCUUCACCUGAUUCUAAGGAUGGAUACUUGCUUCGAACAAAGGCGUCUAUUCCUAUUAAUCCAUUCAACGACAAGCAAGAAGUUUUUGAUGUCCCUAUCUAUAUUGCGCCCUAUGUUUUGGAUACAUAUGGUCAUGGUGCUGUUAUGGGUUGUCCAGCGCAUGACGAAAGAGACUUCGACUUUUGGAAACUUCAUAGUCCUGACAGUCAGAUUGUGCAAGUUGUAGGACUUCAAGAUGUAGAAGCUGCUAAGACAAGAGGCUUGGAUCUGCCAUUUACUGAUAAAGCAGGUAUUCUCUACGAUUCAUCUGUUUUAGAAGGUGGUUUAAAAGAUUUGGGAGACUACCAUGGAAAAACAACAAAACAGGCAGCUCAUGAUAUUGUCAAGUCUUUGGAAAAUCAUGGUUGUGGAUCUAAAUCAACUCAGUUUAGAAUCAGAGAUUGGUUGAUUAGUAGACAAAGAUACUGGGGAGCACCUAUUCCGAUAGUCCACUGUGAUAGUUGCGGGCCUGUAGCGGUUCCGGAUGAACAGCUUCCUGUAUUAUUACCAAAAGUUAGUGGCUCUAGUUUUGGGAAAGGUAAUCCUUUAGACAAGCUUGAAAGCUUUGUUGAAACAUCUUGUCCCUCGUGUGGUGCUCAAGCUCGUAGAGAAACUGAUACCAUGGAUACAUUCAUGGACUCAUCUUGGUAUUUCUUCCGUUAUUUGGAUUCUCAAAACGAGAAGAUGCCUUUUGGUCAUGAUGUUACUACCAAAAACAUGCCUGUAGAUAUGUACAUUGGAGGCGUAGAACAUGCUAUUUUGCAUUUACUAUAUUCCAGAUUCAUCUCCAAAUUUCUUGGAGAUGUUGGUUUGUGGAACGGCAAGGAAGUGCAUAACGAGCCUAUUAAGAGAUUGGUUACGCAGGGCAUGGUCCAGGGGAGAACAUUCACAGAUCCCGACACAGGAAGAUUCUUGAAGCCAGAGGAGGUGAGUACUCUAUCUAGAGAACCUACUGUUAUUGCUACUGGCAAGGUACCUAAGGUUUCAUAUGAAAAGAUGUCAAAAUCUAAAUACAAUGGUGUAGACCCAGAAGAAUGCAUUAAGCAGUAUGGUGCUGAUUCAAUCAGAGCCCACAUGCUUUUCCAAGCCCCAGUCUCAGAUGAACUCAACUGGAAUGAAGAACAAAUCCAGGGCGUUCAGCGUUGGUUAAGAAAAGUCAUUUCUCUAGAAGAAACGAUCUCUAGGUUAGCACUUGAAAGAAAGACUUAUAGUGGAGUCGAUACUUUCAAGCUUGAGAACUUUGAACUUUGUGGUGUUCAUCAUGACGUGUUAGAGGUUAGUCAAAAUGAAUUCAACUUAUUGAGUGAUGUUCAACGUUAUAUUCAGCGUAUUGCAAAUUCCAUUGAAGUUGAAUUAUCCUUCAACACCGUGAUUUCAGACUUGAUGAAAUUAACCAAUGCAAUCAUUGCUGCAUCUAAGCCAGGAGAAGAUGUAAAUUAUGAGAUACUCCUAGAUUCUUAUAGGAAAUUAUUGAUUAUUUUGAGUCCUAUCACACCCUGUACUGCCGAAGAGUGCUGGGAAAGGUUGAAUUCCAAUUUAGAAUUAGAGUGCAAAUCUAUCUUUCACGAAAGGUACCCUACCCACCAAAAAAUUGAAUCUCCAUUUACAAAAUAUAAUGUCUUUGUUAACGGCAGAGCUAGGCAUUCUUUCGAGGCCUUGAAGCUGUUGGCGGAGAAGAGUGAAGCUGAAAUUUUAUCGCAUAUUCUUAAAUAUGAUGAUGUUUCGAAAUUUGUUGCAGUGGAAAGGAUCCAAAAAGUAAUUACGAAACCAGGUAUGAUUAGUAUUGUCAUGACAAAAAUCUAG